AUGGUAAACAAGCUGCUGAUAUUUCUUUUUCUACUCUUUUGCACCUCUUCUUUCGAGUUCAACUUAGGCCCAAGCUACACACAAUGCUUUGGAGAAGACAUGAGCACUGGCACACUGUUAGUCGGAGAAGUCUUGAUAAAAAACAAACGAGUUGACCAGAAAUUCCUUUCUGUUCAAAUUAUGAAUCCCAGCAAAAAACAGAUACACACAAGCCAAAAUGUGAAUCGCUCAAUCUUUAGCUUCACAGCCGAAGAAGCAGGAGCUCAUAAUAUUUGCAUAACUAACGGAGGAAAAGAAAGUGUCACCAUUUCUGUAGACGUGAAAAUAGGGAUGACAUGAAAAAAACCCUAGGGGUUUUUUUCAUGUAGUUUUUUUUCUGAUGAAAAUGACUGAAAAGUAGAAUUCCUGGAAUUUUCCAGGAAAAAACCCCAACGGUAAUUUUCGAAAAUUUUGCAAACCAUACAUGAAAAAACCCCAACUUUGUGUUUUUCCUGGAAUUUUCCAGGAAAAAACCCCCAUCCUCAAAAAAGUCCAUUAUCAAAUUAAAGGUCAUCGUAAGUAGAGAUAAAGCCACAAAAAUUCAAUUGCAAAGACUAAUCACAUAAUCUAUUCUAAAAUCUUAUUAUCAAUAAGAAAUGAAUAAAGUAAACAAAUAGUAUCUAAAUUAAUACUUGAUUUUGACAGUAGUAAAUUUUUGAUUCUCAAAAAACAGCAUGAAAAACCCUAAUUAAAAAUAAAUUAUUAAUACAAUUGCAUAAGAUAGAGUCCUCAAAAAGAGUGCUAAUAUAGGAAAAUAGAUAUCUAAAGCAACAAUACAUCAAAUACUUGAUUAUUAGAAUCAAAACUCAUAAUAAAUUACAAUUGUUAUAUUAUAUUAAAACAAAUAAAUAGGAAAAAAAUUACAGGAAAAAACCCUCAUGAAAAAUUUAGGUUAAAAAACUACAGGAAAAAACCCCUAGUGACCCAAAAAAAUCACAGGAAAAAACCCCAAUGGUGGUAAAAUCCUGGAAAAUUCCAGGAAAAAAACCCCUGACUCCUCCCCCUUUAAAUUGGAACAAAAUUCAAUUUUAUAGAUAAAAAUAAUAAAUUUUAUGUAAAAAGUUUUGAUAUAAGUUAAAUGUUUCUUCUUAACUAAAAUUAAAAAAUUUAGUUAUAUCUUGCUCUUGUUUAAAGAAGAGAGCAUAAAGCGCAUCUUAUUUAAAUAAAUUUAUUAUCCUUAAUUGCUAAAUUUUUAAAUGCAUUUAAUUUUCAAAAUUUUUUUUAAAAACAUUAUAUUUUUUAUUUAAAUAAUUUUGAUAUAAAUUCAAUGCAAAUUCUUUACAAAAAUUCAAUAUUUACUUUAUUUCUUGCUUUAUUUAAGAAUAGAGGAUAAAUAGUUAUUUUAAACAAAAAUUAGCACUUUGAUUAAUAAAUUUUCUAAAAUGGUUUUUAUCAAUAAAAAUAAUAAUUUUUGUGUAAAUAAUUUUGAUACCGAUUAAUAGUGGCGUAUUAACUAAUAAUUAAAAUUUAGUUAUAUUUUGCUUCUUUUUAAUGGUUAAUGAGUAAAUAGCAUUUUAUUAAACAAAUUUAUUAAUAUAAUUUGAUAAAUUUUUGAAAUGUUUUUUAAAUGUUUAUAUAAAAUGUUUUUAACUCCCCUUUAAAUUGGAACAAAAUUUUUUGUUCCAAUUUAAAAUUAUAAAAAGCUCAUUUGAAAAAUAAUAAUUUAAAAAACCCCUUCACGAAAAGUUUAAGACAUCUAGCACCAUUUAUAUAUAAAGUAUUAAAACGCAAUAAAAGCAUAUGAAAUAAAAUGAGAUCUAUGAUUACACUAUGAUACCAUUUAUCCUAUUUACUAUUUUAACUAUUUCUCACAUAUUGUAUCUACCUGCAGCACAUCUUGCACUAGCUAACCUUGUAUCAUCAUGUAUUUGCCAGCUCACCUUGUACCACCUAUGACAUAUCUGAACUAGAUCAUCUUGCAUCAACCUGCAACACAUCUUGCAUGGCUUGAAAGCAUAUUUUGAUCUCUAUGAAACAAUACCUGAAGAAGUACAGUAGCUACUGAAAAGUCAAAAUGGAAAUAAUGGCAUUUUUAUGACAAGUACAGAUUUGUCUUGACAAAUAUUUUUAGUAGGCACCGUUUGUUUAGCCAAACGUUAGUUUACAAUGAAAAUAGUCUUUGCCAUUUCAGUUUUUUAAUGAUAUAGCUACUUUUACUCUUUGGUAUUGUUCAAUAAAUAUUAAUAUUAAUCCCUUGAACUUUAGCAGCUAAUAUUGUAUCCACCUGUGACAUAUCCUGCAGUACACUCACUCUGUACUAGCUAAUUUUGUAUCAACCUUUGAGAAAUCUGUUCUAGCCCACCUUGUAUCAACCUGCAGCUAGGUUUAAGAGUUAAUAUGAUCAAGGUGCAACAAUUCCUAAAGAGUAAAAGUAGCGAUCUAAAGAGAUAAACUUAAAAUGGAUCUAUUUGUCAAACCAAAUCUGUACUUGUAAUAAAGCUGGAAUUUAUCAAUUCUAUCUGACAUAUCAGAUCGCUACAUACCUCUUGAGGUAUUUGUUUUGAAGCUUUGCACCCGAUAAUAGCUUACCUUGCAUCACCUGUGAUUAAUCCUUAACUCGCUCAUUUAUCAAUCUAUAGCACAUCUUGCAUUAUAUAGCACUAUAUAGCUCACUUUGCACCACCUGUGGCACUUCCUGUAUUAGCUCAGCUUGUGCUACCUGUAGCAGAUCUUGCACUAGCUCACCAUGCAUAUAUAUAUGGGACAUAUCCUGCACUUCAUGAUAUACUCUUGAUAAAUAAGCAUUUUCAUGUGCUAGAUGUCUUACCCUUUUUGUAAAGGGGUUUUUUAAAUUAUUAUUUUUCAAAUGAGCUUUUUAUAAUUUUCUCAGGGGUUUUUUCCUGGAAUUUUCCAGGAUUUUACCACCAUUGGGGUUUUUUUCCUGUAAUUUUUUGGGUCACUAGGGGUUUUUUCCUGUAGUUUUUUAACCUAAAUUUUUCAUGAGGGUUUUUUCCUGUAAUUUUUUUCCUAUUUAUUUGUUUUUAAUAUAAUAUAACAAUUGUAAUUUAUUAUGAGUUUUGAUUCUAAUAAUCAAGUAUUUGAUGUAUUGUUGCUUUAGAUAUCUAUUUUCCUAUAUUAGCACUCUUUUUGAGGACUCUAUCUUAUGCAAUUGUAUUAUAAUUUAUUUUUUUAAAUUAGGGUUUUUCAUGCUGUUUUUGAGAAUCAAAAAUUUACUACUGUCAAAAUCAAGUAUUAAUUUAGAUACUAUUUGUUUACUUUAUUCAUUUCUUAUUGAUAAUAAGAUUUUAGAAUAGAUUAUGUGAUUAGUCUUUGCAGUUGAAUUUUUGUGGCUUUAUCUCUACUUACGAUGACCUUAAUUUGAUAAUGGACUUUUUUGAGGAUGGGGGUUUUUUCCUGGAAAAUUCCAGGAAAAACACAAAGUUGGGUUUUUUCAUGUAUGGUUUGCAAAAUUUUCGAAAAUUACCGUUGGGGUUUUUUCCUGGAAAAUUCCAGGAAUUCUACUUUUCAGUCAUUUUCAUCAGAAAAAAAAACUACAUGAAAAAAACCCCUAGGGUUUUUUCAGCUCAACCCGUGAAAAUAGGAAUUGCUGCCAAGGAUUACACAAAUAUCGCAUCAACCAAAGAAUUGAAAGAAACAGAGCUAAUGGUGGUUAAAGUAUCAGAAACAAGCACACAGAUUCAUAAAGAGCUGCAAUAUAUAAGGGAAAGAGAAGAGCAGAUGAGGAAUACAAAUGAAACAAUUUAUUCAAGGGUGAUAAGCUAUUCAAUUGUGACGCUUGUAUUCUUGGCUGCUAUUGCAAUUGUGCAGAUCCUUUAUUUAAAGAAGUUUUUUAAAUCUAAGAAAAUGAUUUAA
This is a messenger RNA of Blepharisma stoltei, 3852 nucleotides long. NCBI's taxonomy places the organism in Eukaryota, Ciliophora, Heterotrichea, Heterotrichida, Blepharismidae. The record is from the annotation of a GenBank genome assembly.